GAUCCUGGAGAGCGCGACGCGCAUCAAGAUGUUCUUCGACCCCACUGGCAGCCCGCGGCUGACGACGAACUCUAGGGGCAAGACGCGCCGACCAGGCACGAAGGACCUGACCAGUGUCUUGCGCUGCUCAGAGACGAAGUUCGUCGACUUCCUGCAGGGCUGCCUGUCGUGGGACCCAAAGGACCGCUUCACGCCGCAGGACGCCCUGGACCAGGAGUGGAUCCUGGAGGGCUACGCCCGGCACCCCGCCCGCGACCCCGCGGGGCGCAGCGGCCAGCCAGAGGCCUCGCCCCCCUCGUCGUCCUCGAGGAAGCGGAUGACGGCGGGCACGUCGCGUUCGACGGGCGGCCACGGC
Messenger RNA from Prorocentrum cordatum, 355 nucleotides. The record is from the annotation of a GenBank genome assembly. Lineage: Eukaryota; Dinophyceae; Prorocentrales; Prorocentraceae.